AUGGAGGAAACACUACCACAGAUCAAUUUGAAACUACGUCUACUUACUUAUAAUGUAUUUGUUAGACCACCUGGUAUAAGAACAAAUUAUAAUGACUUUAAGGAUGAACGAUUGGAAUGUUUGAUCUCAACAGAGUUGAACGCUGAGAGAUUGAACAAGGCUUUUGCAUCAGCUUCCGGUGUACCUUACACUGUGUACUCGGUGGACAAGGAUCGCUUCCCAUCCAUACCCUACCUCUCACCAUGGCGCUCGCCUCGUCCACCCAAGAUCCCGGCACCUAGCGCCACGCCACUCUCACCAGACAUGGCCGCUGGCCACUCAAAGUUCACGCGCUUGGACACAUCAAUCAUUGGACAAUUCGACAUUUGCUGCUUCCAAGAACUGUUCUCCUCAUUCUCCUACAGACAACGUCGAUUCCUUGAGCGUGCAAAGACGCAAGGAUUCGUUCAUACGGCUGCCUCGCCUCACCCGCCCUACCUGCGGUCGACCUAUCUGGUGGAUGGCGGCCUGGUCGUUAUCUCCAAGUACCCCAUCGUCGAGCAGGACUACCAACUCUAUGCGCAGGGUGUCGACAGCGACAUGCUUGCAUCAAAGGGAGCACUAUACACCAAGAUUGAGAUUGAGAAGCAGAAGCAAUACUUGCAUCUCUUCUCUACACACAUGCAGGCAUCAUACCAACGCGCACCUGGUGGUAUCCCAGAUGAGAACCUCAGGAAUGAUUCAGUGCGCGUUGUACAAAUGAACCAGCUGCGCGAGUUUAUUCACGAUAAGACCAAGGACGACAAGCAUCCCAUCAUUCUGGCUGGCGACCUGAACGUCAACUCCAGAACAUCAGACCCAAACGCGACAUCCAGUGCAGAGUAUCGCGAGAUGGUCGAUCUGCUCUGUACCAGGCCCACGUCGGACAACUCAUCACGUGUCAAGCUGUUUGAGCUGUCCGACUGGUUGACAGAGGACACCAAGGGCAUUCAUCCACCAACAGUCGGCGAUACAUUGGACAUCAAUGGAACGCUGCACGCUAGAGAGACAGCACUCACUGGACAGAAUGAUCUAUGCUGCAUGAAGCGACUGGACUACAUUCUUCAACUGCACCGUGUACCAGCCUCCACCAAAAACUUCACCAUGUCAGCCUACAAGCAACAACAAGAGACCAAUCAACAAUGUCGCGUACCAGGCAGCACACGAGUCGAGCCAUUCUUCAUUGAAGGCUUCCCUUUCAGCCAAUUGAGUGAUCAUUAUGGAGUAUCAACAUCACUCAAGUUUGACAUCAACAACAACAACAUGUAG
Molecule: messenger RNA, 1287 nt
Organism: Acytostelium subglobosum LB1
Lineage: Eukaryota; Evosea; Eumycetozoa; Acytosteliales; Acytosteliaceae
Exons: 1
Coding region: 1-1287 (428 amino acids)
Cellular component (GO): cytoplasm; extracellular region
Molecular function (GO): sphingomyelin phosphodiesterase activity
Source: RefSeq, a predicted model, not a curated record